AUGGGCUCUGACUUCACGAUCGACCGGACUCCGGUCCUUGGUAUGCACCCCUCGAAAGGUUCAGUGACUGACAAAUUGGAUGCCAUCUUUGACACCUUGAAGACGAUGCAGACUCCGUUCCUUCCGACGAGUCAUAGUAUACCGGUGUACAUGGUGGGAACGAGCACUUCAGUUAUGGAGCCGGCUCUGGUUUCGACGAUGGGAACGCACGCCCCGCUUCGUCCGGUGCCGUACCGGUCCGCACCUGCCCCUACGAGUGGCCGUGGCGACGGCGGUGACGGGAACGAUCCGCGCCGAUUUGGAGAAGGCGCAUAUGGUUCGGGUGGACUCAGUGGGGGCGGCGGACCCGGAGGGAAUGGUGGUGAUGGCGGUGGAGAUCCGGCUCCGUAUCCACGUUUUGGUGCGGACCCAUACUCCCGUCGGCCGGCGGAUCGACAUUCGUUGGUGGGCAACGCCCGCAAGCAAUCGCUGAAGCUCGAAAGUGUGGACAAGUUGCAAUUGGACCAUUUCUUGGGACAUCUCGACGACCUUCAGAUUGAGUUCGAGCUGACGGAUAUCGAGCUCAUACGCAUCUUUGAAUACCGCGUGGCCGAGUCGAAGAUCCGCACUGUCCAGGAUUGGUGGGCCCGUCGUCACCGCGAAGGCUCGAACCGGACUUGGCGCAGCACAAGAAGCGCAUUUUAA
Aphanomyces astaci is the source of this 684-nucleotide messenger RNA. RefSeq lists its product as hypothetical. The transcript has a single exon. The coding region runs from base 1 to 684 and encodes 227 amino acids. Lineage: Eukaryota; Oomycota; Saprolegniomycetes; Saprolegniales; Verrucalvaceae. The record is from RefSeq and is a predicted model, not a curated record.